This is a messenger RNA of Dermacentor silvarum, 6351 nucleotides long. RefSeq names its product titin homolog. The transcript has 3 exons. Bases 1 to 5970 code for a protein of 1989 amino acids. The record is from RefSeq and is a predicted model, not a curated record. Lineage: Eukaryota; Metazoa; Arthropoda; Arachnida; Ixodida; Ixodidae.
AUGACGCCCACGAUUCCCGAAGCCAGACCGCUUCUAGAACCGGAUACCGGAACACACGGUGUUCCAGCGGAAAAACAAGCGACAGAAGGCGCAUCAUUGUCUUACGCACAAUCCGAAACUGCAGCUCUAGAAGAAACCAGGCAUAAAGAUCGCGAGUCUAUUGGGGAAAGGCUUGCAAUUCAGCACCACACUCCGGAAGCCGAUACAAAGGAAGUGAAACUUGCAACCGCCAGCGUUGCGGCUGUUAAGGAAGAAAUAGCAAUACAUCAAGUUGCGCAAAAAACUGCGCAACCUCUCGCACAAGUCACAAUGCCUGACGCAUUAGUAGUUGCGAUGGACAAAAAGUCGGGAUCUGUCAUUUCAGUUACAGAAGAACAGGUUACUGAAAUCCCCGACGCUCUGUCUGAUAUGACGCCCGCCACAACAGGAACAGUCCAAUGGGUUACCGAUGACGCCAAGUUCAAAAAGCUCCAACACCCGACGACCGAUAAAGCACCGGAACAUGAAUUUACGCCAUUAACCGAGCAACAAAUCACCGAAAUGCUCCAGAUUUGGACUGAAGAUCAACUACUGUUGAAACCAAGCCACGCAACUGCUGUUACAGAAUCAAGAUCAAUGUCACCGACUGAACGAGCGCAAAGACAACAAGGUUUACAGGCCUUAGAGGUACCCGGCAUAGAAGUCAGGUCAGCGGGAGACUUCAGCUCUGAAGGUGCUGCCGUUCUUGUUGAUGUUGAGGACGUGGACGAAGAACACGAAUACCACGAGGAAGUGCGAGAAAAGCGCUCGACUUCAAUCGCAUCCAUGCUGAGAGAAUCGCCAGCAACUAUAAUGGCACAGCUAAACGUCGCUUCAUCAAAGCCUGAAUCGCCGGCCGAAAGAGAAGGCGAAGCAGUGUUGGAGCCCAGAUUUCACACGCCGAAUUCGGAAGAGGAACUUGACAAAGCCAUGAUUGCAGGUGCCAUCACGGAUCUCUCUACAUUACCAGAAGAAGUUACCAAAUCUCUUACAGACAUCACAGAAGCGACAAUCACAGGACCCCUUCCAGCGUUACGUCAAUCCAGUGCCCCAGACCUUCAAGGUUUCCAGGAAAGAGAGCCGGAAACAGCAGCACUCAAAGCGCAUGAUCAAAUCGCGGAAGUAUCCACUGCUGAUGCGGUCGCUGAGAAACCACUUCCGGCAACUCUUGCAGAAAGGCCGUCAAGUGGUCAAGCCUUAGAACCACCUUCCGAAGACGCCACUCUAUCAUCUGCGCCUUCCGCGUACAUCGAUACUACACCAUACAUGGCAGCGUGUCCAGUGGAGCCGGCUCCAAUUGUAGCUCGACCAGAAGUGGCUGGUUUGCUACAGGAAAACAUCGUCGUAAAAGCAGGACCUCGGGUUGAGCCCCCGAUGUCUGUAUCGACGGCCGCUGGUAAAGAAGAGAGGGAACCAGAGCCAGCAGUGGAGCCAGCUCCAAUUGUAGAGCGACCGGAAAUGGUUGGUUUGCUGCAGGAAGGCAUCGUCGCAAAAGCGCCUCCUCAAGUUGAGGCACCGAUGUAUCUGACAAGAUCUACUGCUGAAGCUGAGAAGUUACCCGAACCAGCAGUGCAGCCAGCUGUAAAUGUAGAGCGGCCGGAAGUGGCCCGCUUUCUACAGGAAGACAUCACCGCCAAAGCGCCUCCUGAAGUAGAGGCCCCAGUGUCUAUAACGACUGCCACUGCUGAAGGUGAAAGGAAACAUGAACCGGCAGUGAAACGAGGCCUAAUUGUAGAGCGACCGGAAGUGGCUGGUUUGCUACAGGAACGCAUUACUACGACUACGCCUCCUAAAGUUGAGGCUCCAGUGUAUCUAACAACAGGUACUGCUGAAACUGGGCAUAAACCCGAACCAGUAGUGGAGCCAGCUCCAAUUGUAGAGCGACCGGAAGUGGCCGGUUUGUUACAGGAAGACGGUUCCGCGAAAGCGCCUCCUGAAGUAGAGGCCCCGGUGUCUAUAACGACGACCACUGCUGAAGGUGAGAGGAUACAUGAACCAGCAGUGGAGCCAGCUCCAAUUGUAGAGCAACCGGAAGUGGCUGGUUUGCUACAGGAACGCAUCGCUACGACUACGCCUCCUGAAGUUGAGGCUCCAGUGGAUCUAACAACAGGUACUGCUGAAACUGGGCAUAAACCCGAACCAGUAGUGGAGCCAGCGCCAAUUGUAGAGCGACCUGAAGUGGCCGGUUUAUUACAUGAAGAAAGUGCCGCGAAAGCGCCUCCUGAAGUAGGGGCUACGGUGUCUAUAACGACGGCCACUGCUGAAUGUGAAAGGAAACAUGAACCAGCAGUGGAGCCAGCUCUAAUUGUACAGCGAUCGGAAGUGGCCGGUUUGCUACAGGAAGACAUCGCCGCAAAAGCUACUCCUGAAGUUGAGGCUCCAGUGUAUCUAAUGGCAGCUACUACUGAAGCUGAGAAGGAACUCGCACCAGAAGUGGAGCCAGCGCUAAUUCUUGAGCGACAGGAAGUGGUCGGUUUGCUGCACGAAGACAUCGCCGCGAAUGUACCUGCCGAAGGUGAGGGCCCGGCUGAGAAGGAACUCGCACCAGCGGUGGGGCCGACGGGCACUGCUGAAGCUGAGAAGGAGCCCGAAACAGCAGUGGAGCCAGCGCUAAUUGUAGAGCGUCCAAAAGUGGCCGGUUUGUUACAGGAAUACAUCUUCGCGAAAGUGCCUCCUAAAGUAAUGGCUCCAGUGCAUAUAACGACGGCCACUGCUGAAGGUGAAAGGAAACAGGAAACAGCAGCACCUAAAAUGUCUGAUGAAAUCACUUCCGUGAUCACUCAGGAGCCACAACAGGCGACGAUUCCUGAAAAGCCUCCAGCCAUCGAACACCUAGGAGAGGAAAAUUUAAAACCGCCUUCCGAAGGCGUAAUUGCGCCCGCUGCCCCGUCCUUGUACGUCAAGACAACAGUGGCGUAUCCACUCGAGCAAGCGCGAAUUGUAGCUCGACCAGAAAUGGUUGGACAGUUGCAAGAAAUCCCGGAAGUUGCUACAGAACCAACUAAGAUGAAACUACUAGCGUUAACCAUUCUAAACCCACAAGAACCUGUCGAAGCGCCUAACGCUGCCACACUUGUCGAAGAGGCACUGCCGUUAGCCAUUGCUACGGACUCACGGUUAGCUAUAGAGCACAAGCCUGUCGAACAAACUUGUGGUGAGGCGGCCCCCUUUGUGCGGCAGUAUGCGGAAGAAAGCACACUGCCGGCUAUUGUUGCUGUAGAUGCUAAGCGACGAGAAUCCUUUACGCGGAAGCUUUCCGAAACAGCUGUUGCAGUUGUCGAAGAGGCACAGCCAUUAGCCAUUGCUACGGACUCACGGUUAGCUAUAGAGCAAAAGCCUGUCGAACAAACUUAUGCUGAGGCGGCCCCCUUUGUGCGAAAGUAUGCGGAAGGACGUGCACUGCCGGCUAUUGCUGCUGUAGAUGCUACGGGACCAGAAUCUUUUACGCGGAAGCUUUCCGAAACAGCUGUUGCAGUUGUUCUUGAAAAACUUCCUUACUCAGAAUUUAUGCCUAUUUUGGAAACGCAUCCAAAAGAGGCCCCGUUGUCAAUUAUUUCUCAGCAAUCUCCAGCGCCAUCAGACGUUUUGCCUGAAACGCACGAAGAGAUGCCUUUGCCGCAAGUCUUGCCGAAAUCACCGGCUGAUCAAGCUGCGGCUGCGACAUUUGCUCCUACAGAGCCUGAAGAAAUACUUGCAACAAAAGCCAAUAUGGUGUGCGCACGAGACGUGCUCGAUGAAGAACAGCUUCGAAAAGUGGUGGAAGAAUCCAUGUCACUAUUGAAGAAGCCCGUAGAAGCAGUUCCGACAUUUUCACAAGUAAUCGCAACUACUUAUGAAAUAGUCCCAAUGGCUGAUGAAACGCGAGUACAAACUGCCGAAGAAGCAGUUCCCGAAAUUCUGCCUGUUUCGCUGCCAGGAAUAUCGGUGGUGCAAGCGCACACGGAAAUGAGUCGUGCGGGAGACACGCAAUUGGCGAUUCCCGAGAUAGAGCAAGCUCCGGCAGUUACCACGGAAAUGCAGGAAUUACGAUUAACACCCGUGUCGGCAAGGGCCGAAGAGCCGAUCGAAAAACUUUCGCAAGGGAUUCCCGCUAUGCCGGCUGUGGAGCCUCAUUCUGGACUCGCGUCACAGCUUUCUCAAGUGGAGCCAACGUCCUUAGCGGUUGCAGGAGCAAAGGGAUCACUAGCCGUUGCGAAGCUAGCCGCCCCGCAUACACAGCCCUCUGCUGCAAAACCGGAACUCACUGAACAGCCUCAAAAGUCACUUGCAAAGGAAGAACAAUUGCCGUUCUUGCCUUCCCCUGAACCCACUACCACAGCAGCCUCACUCGAUAUAGCAGAAGCAGCGCUGCAGUCGGCCAUAAAGGUAGUAGAAGAAAAGGUUCGAGAAGCGGCUGCAGCGGCUGAACGCGACGCAAAGAAAGUUGAGGAGGAAAAAGAAGCAGCGUCAGUUACCGCCGUGUCCGCGCCACCGAUUGAAGUCGUCGAAUCCGUCAGUGCGAUCCCCGGAAUAGAACCAACCCAGCCCGUCGGUCAGCCACUUUCUGGUUUAAUCGACGACAUGCGAGCCGAGGCUCCAGGAGUUAGUGAGUCUGAGUUGGCCAUAGCCGAAGCGCUCAGGGCAUCGAGGGAAGAAGCUCGCAUGAGAGAAGAGCAGCGAAGGGCCCUCGUUCAAGGAAUUGUCGCCGAAGCGGUUCGACCCCAACUCGAGCAGCACGAAGCGGAGGUUGUCUCACUCGAGAGCCUGGCUCGACCGCUCAUCUCCGAACGCGAAAUGGACCAGGCCCAAAUAUCAGGUACCGUCCUUCCGCCGUCGGAGACCAAGACGUACGCCGAGUUCCAGAAGUCGCUGAAGGCGUCCUCAGCUACGACUGUACCGAGAACGGCCGCCGUGGCCUUAAGACGCUCGACGCCAGACCACGCAGUCGCUGUACCUGACGCCGAACCAUCGAAAGGGCACGCGGAUAUCGGCGAAAGUGUGACUGUGAUCGAACCAGCACUGCAGCGGCAGCUCGGAGAAAAAGACAAGGAAGAGAUCCGAGAGCUAGCAGUGGCCGCCGUCAUGGUGGCGGCCGCGUCUGCAGUCGUGAACGCGCAGCAGCAGCGUGAGAUAUCUGCGCUUCAAGAGCCCUCGGAGACGGGUUCCAUGGUCAGCGCCCCCUCCGAAAUACCAAUCGCAUCCACCGUCUCGCGAGAGAUCCGGCAGAAGAUUACCGGCGAGCUCGAGAUGUUGCCGAGCGCAUCACGCACCGCACUCGUCGCCGUGCUCGCCGCCCAGCCCCCGCGGGAAACCGAUGUGCCCAACGCCAUCGCGGGGCCGCCUAGCACCACUUCGACCAGCGGGAGCACGGAGGACGCCGGCAGGCUUCGGCGGGACUCGAGCCGAGACCGGUCGGAGGACUUCCGAGUGCCGGAGACGCUGGUACCCGCGCUGGACGAUGAAAUUCACGUGCCGCGACCGACUUCCUUCAACGUUCCCGUCAUAAACAUCCAGUACAACUUCCAUUUCCCGCAACCUGGCUCCCCCGGAGCCCCUGGUCGACAGUCACCGCCAAGCCCAGAGCAAUCCAUGGCUGCUCAGGUGCUCCAAGGAGCGCUGGCACAGCAGGGAAUGGCGGGGCACAUUCCGGGCCGCCACAUUCUCUCGCCCGAGCAGGCAGCUCUCCGAGAGAUGACCGAACGGCUAAACCGAGUUGCGCUCCACGGGUCGGAGCCUUACACCGGGCGCCAAAGCCCCGGUAGGGGAACUAUGUUCCGACCGCUUCCCAGAAAGCCCGUGCCUCCCGUACCACCGCUUCUGCCUCCGGGCGACGACAUGACAGCGCAGGAACGCAAGAGGGUGUGCGGGUUCCGCUUCAUCGUGUGUUUGCUAGCGUUCCUCAUGAUAGUCUUCAUCCUACUCUACUGCCUCGGUCUUAUAGGGAACAAGCGGUACUUUAUGUAUUAUGGCUGAAGAACCGCCGCCGCAAGAUUCUGGGACGUAAAGCAAGUUUCCCCUAGACGGCGACAUGCCGUGAGACAAAGCGUCAAGCUUCGACGAAACGUCGCUUACUGAAUGGUGCGGAAGGUGUCAGAUGAGCACCGAUGAAACGCCUCGGAAGCGAAGCUCCCUUAAGUUCAUUAUCACGCCUUCAGUUGCCCACCAGCGUGCUUCCACUCCACCCGGGAGACCCAGAGGAAAGUCGCCAGCGUCUAGCCACGGCGAAACCCGGAUUGAAACCUGUGCUGCAAGGCUGGUGUAGAAUCCAAGCUACAGAAGACCCAGCCUCGAAUCAUUACGGCCCGUGCAUCGGUGAACAGCCAUCACAGCGGCAGAAAUAAAGUUUCGACGUAU